Molecule: messenger RNA, 2075 nt
Organism: Esox lucius (northern pike)
Lineage: Eukaryota; Metazoa; Chordata; Actinopteri; Esociformes; Esocidae
Gene: gstt2
Product: glutathione S-transferase theta 2
Exons: 5
Coding region: 38-724 (228 amino acids)
Biological process (GO): glutathione metabolic process
Cellular component (GO): cytoplasm
Molecular function (GO): glutathione transferase activity
Source: RefSeq, a predicted model, not a curated record
GUACCACAGUACCUAGGAAACAACAAAUACGUGUAGCAUGGCUGGUGGAAAUGUCAUUGAAGUGUAUUUAGAUUUAUUGUCACAACCAUGCAGGGCAAUACAUAUAUUUCUGAACUUUAAUAGAAUUCCGCACAAUGUGAAAACAGUUGCGAUACGAAAAGGGGAAAAUAGGACGCCAGAGUUUACAAAACUCAACCCAAUGCAAAAGGUCCCCGUGAUGGUCGACAAUGACUUUGUUUUGACUGAGAGUGAUGCCAUAUUGAAGUACCUGGCCAACAAAUACAAUGUUCCAGGCAACUGGUAUCCAUGCCAUCCAGAAAGAAGGGCGAGAGUGGAUGAGUUCACAGCUUGGCACCAUACUAACAUACGGCCACAUGCAGCCAAGGUGUUUUGGAUGGAGGUGUUACUGCCACGUAUGACAGGGCAACCCACAGACCCACUGAAGUUGGAGAGGGCUUUGGGAGACCUCCGUGACACACUGGAUAAGCUGGAGAAAAUGUUCCUCAAGAAGCAGGCCUUCCUCUGUGGAGAUGACAUCAGCCUGGCUGACCUGUUGGCAGUGUGUGAAGUCAUGCAGCCCCUAGGUGGCGGUAGAGACAUCCUGAAGGAUCGUCCCAACUUGCUGAGAUGGAGAAGUCGGAUCCAGUCUGCACUGGGAGACUCUUUUGACAAAGCACACACAGUGCUGUACAGACUUCGGGACAGGGCCAAAGCCAAGCUGUGAAGUUGGAAAUAUGGUUUCAUGUACAAUUCAAGAGUAAUAUUAAGAGAUUAAAAUACUUCAGCAGGGGAGUGAUGGGUGCUGCAAAACUGGUAGCCAGAUGCCUCUGGUAUUAUUAACCAGCACAUUGAUCUGGAAGUUGGGAAAUGCUCCAUAGACUAAAAUAAUUUUUUUCUAAUAAUUUAAAACUACAAACACAGUGAAAAACGUUUGUUUAUUCAACAUUAGCUGUACAAAAAUAAUUUACAAAUCUAGUAGACAAAGCACAUCAGUUAAAACAACAGUAAUCAAUUACAUAUCAAGUUUCCAACAUCUUGAGCAGGGACAAUAUGGGCAUGGUUAUAUGUAACAUUACACAGUAAUGUGAUGGUUCAAAAGAUUACUCAGAAAACCAGGUGUUUUAAUCAGCGUGAACGUUUCACUUAUGCUUACUUCCAUAAUCUGUUUAAAGGAAAAGUUCUGGAUUUGGGCUCUAGAGACCUACAUGUACCUGCACCAUUGAGAUGGAAGGUGGUGCACCUCUUAGACACUCAUGUUAAAAGCUGUCCCUGAGUAAGACACUAAACACUAAUUGGUCAUUGCUGUAAAUAAGAUUUUUUUAACAUACGUGCAGAAAAACAAAAUAGCAACUUGUUUAAAAUUCAUGCAAAUGCAUAAAACAUUUAUUUACAGGAAUUGUAUAAAGAAACCCUAACAUCCCUUUAAGAUCUUAAUCAGCACGCAUGUAAAUGCACCCAAUGAAAUGUUAUAGAAGAUACUGUAGUGGUAGAUGUGCUGUAGGCCUAAUUGGAAAACUGAUGGGAGGACCGUGACUCAUGUUGCCUUUUUGGAUGUGCCUGGCUUCUUCGCUGGCGGCUGCUCAUUGUCGUCAUCGUCUUCUCGUGAUCUUUUGGCAUCUCCAGAAACCUUAGGGUACAUGAUGCUUUUAGCCGUCUUCCUCAUGGCAUCAUCCUGAGGUAGAGAUGAUUGAGAUAAGAUUAGACUCGCUGCUGCCACUUCGCUACAAAAACAUUUGCUAACCCAUACUCUACAUACCCCUUCUAUUCCUUAUGAAUGUAUCACAUCUGCCUUGACGGCACAAAACAGUGAGAGAAGACAACCUCUUACCAUUAGCCAAGGAUGCUGCAAGGCCUCCUCAAUAGUGAGACGGGCCUUGGGGUCAACAAGAAGGAGCCUCUUCACUAUAUCUUUGGCUGGACGUGAAUGGAGUUACAUUAUCAGAUAUGAAUAAUGAACAGGAUGGCAGUAAUCUACUCACAUUUGUAUCUGAACCCAAGACAAAAAUAAUCUGUUUCAAAUGUGUUCUGUAGCAUCCAGGCAACCAUAAAAAAAUAAAAAUCUAUUCUUACCGUCA